Molecule: messenger RNA, 655 nt
Organism: Lucilia sericata (common green bottle fly)
Lineage: Eukaryota; Metazoa; Arthropoda; Insecta; Diptera; Calliphoridae
Gene: LSm1
Product: U6 snRNA-associated Sm-like protein LSm1
Exons: 3
Coding region: 174-587 (137 amino acids)
Biological process (GO): deadenylation-dependent decapping of nuclear-transcribed mRNA
Cellular component (GO): P-body; Lsm1-7-Pat1 complex
Molecular function (GO): RNA cap binding
Source: RefSeq, a predicted model, not a curated record
UUGUUUUGACUUGUUCAUUCUUACUGUUGUCAUUGUUUAUUAAAGCAAAAUGUUAGAAAAUUAAAUUAAAAUUUAUAAAAAUACUUUAAAAACUCUUUAAUUUGAACUAAAAAAAUAUUUAAACCUAAAUUGCAUUUACUUAAUUAUAUUUAACUAUAAACGAACACAAAAAUAUGGAUGAUUUAAAUCCUUUAGCCGGCACUGCUCAUCUACUGGAAGAGGUGGAUAAAAAACUAAUGGUUUUAUUAAGAGAUGGUCGCACUUUAAUAGGUUAUUUACGUUCGGUGGAUCAAUUUGCCAAUCUGGUGCUGCAUCGUACUAUAGAACGUAUACACGUUGGCAAUGAGUAUGGCGAUAUACCCCGGGGAGUUUUUAUAAUACGUGGAGAAAAUGUGGUCUUACUGGGAGAAAUCGAUCGUGAAAAAGAAUCGAAAUUGCCCUUAAAGGAAAUAUCGGUAGAUGAGAUACUCGAUGCCCAAAGACGAGAACAGGAACAGCGUCAGGAAAAACAUCGUCUAAUAUCGAAAGCUUUAAAGGAACGUGGUUUAGCGGUUAAUGCCGAUAUAAUCAAUGAAGAUUUUUGUUAAUUUUUUUAAUAAUAUAUAUAUUUUUUAUUAAAAUAUUACACGGAUUUUCCUUAUGUACACACUUAAAA